This is a messenger RNA of Limulus polyphemus (Atlantic horseshoe crab), 8536 nucleotides long. Its product is annotated as plexin-A2-like. Bases 781 to 6630 code for a protein of 1949 amino acids. Gene Ontology annotation, molecular function: semaphorin receptor activity; protein binding. NCBI's taxonomy places the organism in Eukaryota, Metazoa, Arthropoda, Merostomata, Xiphosura, Limulidae. The record is from RefSeq and is a predicted model, not a curated record. Gene Ontology annotation, biological process: semaphorin-plexin signaling pathway involved in axon guidance; sensory neuron axon guidance; motor neuron axon guidance. The transcript has 35 exons. Gene Ontology annotation, cellular component: semaphorin receptor complex.
AGACACUUCCGAGUGUUUCUGCUGCUUGUUAGAACCUCAGUUGUGGCGCAACGUCGGUUUUUUUCGCCCGUCACACCACAUUUUUGGUGUACUUUCAUACCCGUUUGCCGGCGAAUCUGAACAAAAAUGUAACGUGUGUAUUUCCUGCUCUCUUCAGACGAGGGAAUGAUCUGACAAAAGAAACUAAUCAUAUCUGUCUGUGGUCUGCUAGAAUUGAUGAGAUUUCACUAUCGUUGAAAAGUAAAUGACACUGGUUGCGCAAGUGUUUGUAGAUUAGUCACUAACUAUUGCUAAUGUUUUCGUAAACGCUUCAAAGUUUGCUCGCCGAUGUUUUCACCUGUAGCUUCUGUACAUGUACAGUGUAUGUGAAAGGACUUCAUUCAGGCUGACGUCAAACUGAAAUAAGAACCGCACGUUAUCCGAUGAUGACUACAUGUUCUCGUGUGACGAGGUUGAUAAACCAAUUUUUCGUGUGGUUCUUAGAAAAUUCGGCACGUAACUGAAACUAUCAAGUUCUGUUACUGUCUUCUGGUAACCACAUAUAUAUAUUUUUCGAAAAUCUAAGAUGUCAGUUCCGUAUGUGGGUGGUAUCAGCUUUUCUUACUAACUUGGCAUCCAAACUGCCUAGCUGUAGACGCACGUCGCUUGGUCGGACGGUUUAAGUCAACACAGCUGUAGCUGGCGGUUCCUUCUGUGUGAAACAUACUAAACACGUGACAUACGACCUCUACUGAGGAUAGAAAGUGUGAAAACAUGAGGCCCAACUGAAGAUCAACAGUCAUGAGGAAACGGGAAAGACGUUGGAUAGGAAGAUUCCCUUGGCACUGUUGUUGGUUGCUUCUGAUACUGUGGACAUCAGCAUCAGUGGGACAAGCAGGAUUUGUAAAUAUCAGUUACCCAGUCUUUGACAAUCAGAAUUUUUCUGGUGAAAAAUUCGAACACCUGGUCGUCAAUACUUACACUGGAUUUGUUUACGUAGGUGGAGUCAACAUGAUCUACCAAUUGACUCCCAAGCUAAUCUUGAAAAACACGGCCGUCAUGGGGCCGAAGGAGGAUAGCCCUAACUGUCCCGUGACCCGAGUGUGUUCUCAAGUGGAAAAGAAGCCCACGGACUACCACAACAAAGCCCUUGUUAUUGACUAUGAACAAAGUAGGUUAUUAGCUUGUGGAAGCCUUUUUCAAGGAGUAUGCACAGAACAUCACUUAGAGAACGUUACAAACUACGAGACUCCAGCCAAUGAGUCGGUGGUAGCAAACAACGGUACAGCAUCGACUGUAGUCUUCAUUGCUAAGGGACCGACAAAAACUUUCCGUAGAACGACCAAUGUUCUCUAUGUCGGUGUGACCUACACUGGAAAUGGACCUUACCGAUCAGAUGUACCAAUGGUCAGUAGUCGUAGUUUGGACACGGAAACAAUGUUCUCCAUCGCCGAAUCAAAAGUGACUACCGGGACUAAAGUGUCUGUAAACAGUCUUGCUAGAUCUAUCUACCCUAUCACCUAUAUAUACGGGUUUGAAAAUAAGGGUUUUUCGUACUUUGUAACCGUACAAAAGAAGUACACAGACAGGCCAUACCCGUUCCUAUCCAAACUUGUUCGAAUCUGUCAGAACGACCCACACUACUACUCGUACACCGAAAUCCCACUGGUCUGCCGCUCAAACGAUGCCACAGAUUAUAAUCUCGCCCAAGCUGCCUUCGUAGGCCAACCAGGCUCUGACUUAGCCGUUUCGUUAGGAAUCACCGCCCAGGAUAAGGUGCUCUUCGUAGUUUUUUCCAAAUCCAAAGACGAAGCAGACAUUUAUAACAAACCCUCCAUGAACUCGGCUCUAUGUGUGUAUGCUUUAUCUGCUGUCCACCGUAAGUUCAUCCAGAAUAUCCAGAACUGUUUCAAUGGUAAAGGAGAUAGAGGACUAGACUUUAUUAACCCUAGUCAACCGUGCCAACACACUCAAGUCCAGAUUAACGACGACUUUUGUGGAAUGGACGUAAAUACACCGCUAGGUGGAAACAUGCCUAUAGAGGGCGUGCCUGUACUCACGUAUUCAGGAGUUCUACUGACUGCUGUGGCAGCGACUUCUACCCAUGACUACACUGUUGCUUUUCUGGGGACAUCUAUGGGUCAUUUGAAGAAGGCCGUGGUCGAUUCUGUUACCAGUGCUUUUGAAUACUCUGAUACUGUGAUCGACGAAGGAUCACCGGUGAAUCAGGACUUGGCCUUUGACCAGAGCAAACACAACUUGUACGUCUUAACAGAGAGAAAGCUUACCAUGGUAAAAGUGCAGGAGUGCCAAAUGUAUAAUAACUGUCGCACGUGUCUUGGUGCCCAGGAUCCAUAUUGUGGCUGGUGCUCCUUAGAAAACAAAUGUAGCUUACGGAGUGACUGUGCUCAAGCUGCCGAAGAUCCUCUCUAUUGGCUGUCCUACAAAAGUGGCAAAUGCACAACUAUAACCAAUGUUAAUCCCCCUCAGAUACAACGCACAACUGCUCGUAUACUGACACUCGUAAUAGAUAAUUUGCCAGUGCUUGAGGGACAGUUUUUAUGUGCUUUCACGGCAUAUGGAAAAACACUGGUUACCAAUGCCACUCGUUCAGCUAAUGGGGUCAGCUGUGCCACACCUCACACAGACUCUCUGCCAACUAUUCCACUAGGAGAACAUCAUUUUACUGCUAAGCUUUCAGUGAGGAUGAAAACUGGGCCAGACUUUGUAGCAACAAACUUCACUUUUUAUGACUGCAGCACAUACAGUUCAUGUACAAAGUGUGUAUCCAGUCGCUUCCCUUGUGACUGGUGUGUGGGAGGUCAUCGAUGUACUCAUGACACAGGCGAGAACUGCCGUAAUGACAUUCUAGUCACUGGAAUAGCAAGUAUUGGCCCAAGUAUCAGAUCAGGACCUGGAUUUUGUCCUAUGAUUAAUAUUACAGCAGGGAGUUCUACUGAAAUUCUUGUACCAGCAGGCAUUGAAAAAGCCAUUCACGCACGAGUAGAAAAUACGCAGCCAUUUCUCCCAUCUACAAGAUUUGUUUGUCAGUUUAACAUUGAGGGGAGGGUCAAACAGGUGGAUGCCCAACUUUUGUCAGACACUAUCUAUUGUAGUGAAUUGAAUUUUACUUACAGUACUCAUGCUCCAAAUGUGUCGGCUUCAUUUGCUGUCAUCUGGGAAGGCAACAAGCCAUUGGACAAUCCAGAAAAUAUACAUGUAUUAGUAUAUCGAUGUCGAGGAAUGUCUAGCAACUGUGGAAUGUGUCUUGAGCUUCCCGAAAAAUUUCGAUGUGGUUGGUGUCAGAAGACCCAAUCUUGUCAGGUGAAAGAGCAGUGUGAAAACAACACCUUGUGGUUGGAUCGAAACCAGUCAUGCCCUAACCCAGUGAUCCACUCUAUCACUCCAACAUCUGGACCCAUAGAGGGUGGUACCAACAUCACAAUCAAUGGGAUCAACUUGGGGAGAGUAUUUGAAGAUAUAGUCAAUGGUGUAACAAUCAAAGUAUCUGACAAUAAACAUGGUCGAAUUGACAUUCCCUGCAAGCCUUUUCGUGAGCUGUAUGUGAAAACUACAAGAAUUGUAUGCGAGGUGGGAAGCCUUAAAGAAAGAACUUCCCACACAUCAAGCACGGCAUCCAUAAUAGGCCCUGUUGUUGUUAAAAUACUGAAUGAUCACACUGCUACUUCUUCUGCAACUUAUGAAUUUGUAAAUCCAGUGAUUAAUAAUAUCAACCCCAGUAAAGGACCCAAAUCUGGGGGUACUCAUCUGGAAAUCUGGGGAAUCCACAUGAAUGCAGGCAGCAGUGUAGAAGCCACUGUUGGUCCCCUCCAAUGUGAAAUUAUUAACCGAACAAAAAACUCUAUCCACUGUAUUACCCCAGCAUCAGAUAAAAUUGGGCAGAAGAAAGUAAGAGUAGAAUUUGACAAAGGUUUGCGCAGUUUUGAUGGAUACAAGUUUUUAUAUGUGGAUGACCCUACAGUGACUAGUGUGGAAGCAGGAUCUACAGGUCAGAAAGGUCCACGAGGUAUCCCCAGUGGAGGGAUUACCAUUAUGGUGAAAGGAAGUUUCCUAAAUAUUGUCCGAAAACCCCUGAUAUAUGUGGAAGUCAACGAUGAGCUAUAUACGGGCCACUGUGAUGCAAUUUCAGCAGAAACUAUGAGUUGUAAAAGUCCAGCAGUUCCCGUUGAGCAAUCAGAUUUCAUUAAUGGUGAUCCACAAGAGUUUCACUAUGGGUUUUUAAUGGACAAUGUCGAAUCUCUUAAAAAUCUGAGUUAUCGUCCAGGUUUUACCAGAUUUCAAAUUUUUCCUGAUCCAGAGUAUGAAAAAUUUUCUGAGAAGGAUAACAUCAAGUACUACAAAAGUGAUUACUUAACUAUUAAUGGCAAAAACUUAGACAGAGCUUCUCAGGACACUGAUGUGACAGUACGGAUUGGUUCAAGUUUUUGUAAUGUUACAUCUCUUUCUCGGUCCCAACUAACUUGUCGUCCUCCAACGUCUCAACCUCCAGAUCGUAAUGCAGAGGGAAAUCCUAAUCCUGAUAGCAUUCCACAAGUUAUUGUUGAAGUUGGAGAUAACUUGCAGUACUCCAUAGGAUGGUUGAGUUAUGAAGCACCUUCAGCUCAAGAUAGCUCCAUCUCCCAGAAACUGAUUAUUGGUGCCUUUGUAGGCGGGGUAGCCUUUCUGUUGGUGGUCAUUAUAGCAGUUAUCCUUUACAGGCGCAAGUCUAUGGAGAGCAGCCGUGUUCUUAAAAACAUGCAAGAACAGAUGGAUGUGUUAGAGUUGAGGGUUGCUAGUGAGUGUAAAGAAGCUUUUGCUGAACUGCAAACUGAAAUGACUGAUUUAACAAGUGACAUGACAGCAGGAGGAAUUCCCUUUCUUGACUACUGUACUUACUCAAUGAAAGUUCUGUUCCCUAACUCAGAGGACCAUCCAGUUCUCAAAGAAAUGAUUGUUGAUUCUGUAAAGAAAUCGAACAUUGAAAAAGGUCUCCGUCAGUUUGGUCAGUUGGUAAUGAACAAAACAUUCCUACUACUAUUCAUCCGAACUUUGGAAUCAAAUCGUUAUUUCUCUAUGAAAGACAGAGUGAAUGUGGCCUCUCUGAUCAUGGUAACACUCCAGGGAAAAAUGGAAUAUAGUACAGACAUAUUGAAAACCUUAUUAGCAGAUUUAAUUGAAAAAUGCAUUGAAGGGAAGAGUCAUCCAAAAUUACUAUUAAGAAGAACUGAAUCUGUAGCCGAGAAGAUGCUGUCCUCCUGGUUUACUUUUCUUCUUUAUAAAUUCCUUAAGGAGUGUGCAGGUGAGCCACUGUUUGUUCUGUACAGAGCUAUUAAACAACAAGUGGAUAAGGGGCCUGUUGAUGCUAUAACUAGCGAAGCCCGUUACUCUCUCUCGGAAGAAAAAUUGAUCCGACAGUCUGUGGAAUACAAGGGCAUGUCUGUAUUAGUGUCAAUGUCAUCACAGACGGGAUAUGUCACAGGGCUAGAACCACCAGGGGAAAACACUGAGACACCAGUGAGAGUUUUAGACUGUGAUACCAUCUCCCAAGUGAAGGAGAAGGCUUUAGAUGCUAUCUAUAGAAACACUCCAUUUUCUCAAAGACCAAUGAAAGAAAAUUUAGAUUUAGAAUGGAGAGCUGGCACGCAUGGUAGACUAACUUUAUCUGAUGAAGAUUCAACUUCAAGGCUUGAAGGGGAAUGGAGGCGCUUGAACACACUUAGUCAUUACAAGGUUCCAGAUGAGGCUUUCUUAACGUUAGUCCCUAGGCAGUCAUCAAUGUAUAACAUUUCAAUCAUGUCAGAUAAAAAUGAAAAGUCACACAAAUAUGAAACUCUAAACUUUCCACUGAAAACAAGCCCUCCUCUAAGUCGAGCUACUUCACCCCUGAACCAUGAUCCUGAGGCCAACUUUAGACCUUGGCAUCUGGUAAAGCAUCAUGAUGCUGAACCUAAAGAAGGGGAAAGAGGAAAUAAGAUGGUAUCUGAAAUCUACCUCACAAGACUUCUAGCGACUAAGGGCACGCUACAGAAAUUUGUGGAUGACCUCUUUGAAACAAUUUUUAGUACAGCUCACAGGGGGAGUGCACUACCUUUGGCUAUCAAAUAUAUGUUUGAUUUUCUGGAUGACCAAGCUGUCCAGCAUGAGAUUACAGACAAAGAAGUUGUUCAUACGUGGAAGUCAAACAGCCUACCCUUACGAUUUUGGGUGAAUCUCAUUAAAAACCCGAACUUUGUAUUUGAUAUCAAUAAAUCCAACAUUGUUGACUCUUGCCUAUCGGUGGUGGCACAAACAUUUAUGGAUGCUUGCUCUACCUCCGAUCAUCGAUUAGGGAAGGAUUCACCUAGUAGUAAGCUGUUGUAUGCGAAAGACAUUCCAGUCUACAAAGAUUGGGUUGAAAGAUAUUAUCAAGAUAUUAAAGAUAUGCCAGCCAUAAGUGACCAGGAUAUGAAUGCUAUGUUAGCAGAAGAAUCAAGGCAACAUGCCCACGAGUUUAACACAAAUGUUGCUCUUCAUCUUCUGUAUAGUUAUGCUGUGAAAUAUAAUGACCAGUUGAUGAUGGCAUUAGAAGAGGAUGAAUUUUCUCAGAAGAAUCGGCUAUCAUCAAAACUGGAACAAGUACAUGCUAUCAUGACAGGAGAGUCCGAAGCUUGACCUUUACCUAAUGGUCAUUAAACAUAACAUCAGACAGUUUUAGUGAAUAAGAGUGUCACAACAAACUGUGAUCAUCUUAGUUCUUCUGUGCCAUGUUCCAUUUCUGUUUUAACUAAAGCUGGCUUAAGUCUUGAAGGUGUCAAGAAUGUUGUUAAUUGAUAUUGCUGAAACCUUGAAGAUAUAGAGCAUGUUGUUAGUAUACAUACUAUUCUAAAAAAAAAAAGAUAAUGUCAGUCAGCACUUUAAAGACUUGUUAAAACUUUUACAAUUAAUCACAAAGACUGAUGAAUGGGAAAAGCUGUUAAAAACUGUGGUGCUCUUCACUGUAAAAGCUUAACCCAUAAGAUAUUUCCCUGGCUCAAUGCCCCCAGAGCUUUUCCUUCUUUUUCUGAACCCCCACAUGGGUUGCACAAAGGACGUGUGUGUGUUUAGCUUGUGCCUGUUGCGUUUGGAUCAUAGAAACCUACCAGUCAGUUUCAGUGCCUUUGUGAUUGGUCACACCCUGCCCACCCUAUCUGCUGUUGAUUGCUUUCAGCCCAAGUGGACUACAGUUUCAAUACAGCCACUAUCAUCAGUCGUCUUCCAGAGAUGCUCGCUUUGUCUUCUUCCUUAUGUCUUGGUAAAGUUUUUAGUGACACAGAAAUACUGACUGAUGGCUCUGCACAGUUCAGGAGCACAAUGAAUACUUGGGACAAAAGUUCAGCCAUAUCACAACACCUCCACAGUAUGUAUCUGUAAUGAUAUUGGAUCUAACAUGUAUGUCCUGUAGUUGUUGAGUUUCUCAAAUAAUGAAUUUGUGAAGAAAGUAAUGUACAUUCUGUUGUGUGUGUAUAUCCGAUUUUGUUUAUGUAAAAUAGAAUGACAUUGGCCAUGAGUGGCUAGUGUGCAGUGGAAUGAACUUUUUUUAAUUUCCAUCUACUGUGAUAAGUGUUGUACAAACAAGUUCUUGGCCACAGGAGCAGUAAUAAAUAUUGUAGCUUUUGUGAAUCACAAAAUCAUGUAUUGAAAAAUAAUUAUCAGUUGCCUUUAUGAACUACGGACGUGGUAAAAAUUGAUAUUAAAGUUAAUGAAAUUUGUUUCUGCUUAUCAACACAGUUCAUUUGUCAUCAUUUAAGAAAGGUUUUCUGUGUGCCUUUGUCGUUGAUCUUCACUGUCAGCAUACUACUAAUAACUUUCCACCAUAACAGUAUCGGUAGAUACACUGAUUCUUAUUAGCAGGAUUGUACUUAAAAUUGUGGAUAUUGUCUGUAACUGCACCAACAAGUUGUCCUGUUUCUUGGUGUAUUGGGAAGUGACACGGCGCUGUGGAAACUGUGGUUGUCAUGAAGACAUGGAGGUUGCUGCUGGGAAGCCUCACAUGCUUUAAAUUGCUAAAAAAGGAAAAAAAAACUGAAUUUUCAUUAAGUGUAGAUGUAUCAUGCAGGGAAUGUGGUGUCAACUCUCCUGAAAAGUUCCCCUUUAGUCAGACUUGCUUCCAAGUGGAAAAUAAGGCCAGAAACUAAAACUUAGUGUGUUUUAUUUUUAUUUUUAAUGAACUGUAUGAAUGUUUGUUUUUUAUUAUAAAGUAUGACUUGUGUAUCAGAAUUAGCUGCAAUGUGUGUGUUCAGAAAAAUAAAUUAAGAGAGAGAGAGAGAAAAGAAGGAAAGAUUAAUCAAGAACAUUGGAUAUUUCUGAACCUUAACCAAUUUCCACAUACUGAAGCAGGCUUUAGCUUCAGGGGAUUUUUUUGUGACCCUUCCCCCCCUCCCCUUUACUGGUGAGGUACAUCUGUUUUUGUACGACUUUAAAAACUGUAAAAUAUUUAUAAAAUAUUUUUAUUAUGGUAAUGGACUAGACAAUUCACUACCCUGCUCAAAUAAUUUCCUGCAUUAAAAUGGUGUCUGUAAAAAUAAAAAGCUGAAGCAUG